GGCUACACUAGCCUAUUUAUACAGGCAGCUUGGCAUAGCUAGUCGUGCUGAUUCAGCCCAGAUUUGUGGUUGCCUCACGCUAUUGCAGGCAUGGAUUUACGAGUAUUUUCCCAUGUUUCGGCCUAACCGCACUAGGAGGAUGAGACCUAUAGGAUCUGCUUCGGCACUGAGUUGGGAGGUUCGGCAUGAGAACAGGGGGAUUGACCGACUACUGAGUAUUCGACAGGCAUUGGAUCAGACGAACGACAUGCAGCCUGAUUGGUUACCUUAUGGUAUAUGUCCGGUAUCUGCUUAUCCUCGUAGCACGUACUACGGGUGGCUGCGAUACUUGGAUAUCGUUGAGCCGUAUAUGCCAGAUCGUACUUUACGCCAGCUUGGAUUCAUUCAGGAGGUUCCCCAUCAUAUUUUGGAGCCGGAGUCUUGCUAUAGGCCUUCUGCUGGGAUAGGUACAGGGUAGACUUCUCAUUUAUAGCACAGCGACAGACAUGGGAUUUAUUUCCACGUGCUUCACAGCUUAUGUUGGGUGGUCUGCAUAAGGCCCCACUUCCUUCGAUGGCGACAGAUGCUUACAUGCAGUGGUAUGAUGCGUACUCCCAUCGUUUCAUCAUUAACCCGACUGAGUUGCCAGAUGGUGGAGCCGGAUCAAAUUAUGUUGAGGGUUUGGUUCCAGAUCAGGUAUUAGCUUCGAUGUUCGGUAUGAUGGACCCGUUUAUUGAACGGGACACCAGUGAUCUGCCCGAUGAUUUUCGAGCAUUAUUUGAUGGACUGUUUGGAUGGUAUGAGGCAUGGAACCUUACCCGUGGUGUGGAUCGACGUCGGAGAACGUAGUCAUAUUUUGUAUUUUUAUUUGAACUAAUUAUCGAUUUAAUGAGAUUUGUAUUUUUAUUUGAACUUAUUGUUUUUCGGCUAUAGUGUAACGAUUUUAUAUGAGUGUUUAUUGUUUUUCUGCGAGUUAAUUGAAAACAUAUUUGAGUAUUUUUUGUUAUAAUGAACUGUCCUUUCAUUUAAUAG
Molecule: messenger RNA, 1011 nt
Organism: Beta vulgaris subsp. vulgaris (sugar beet)
Lineage: Eukaryota; Viridiplantae; Streptophyta; Magnoliopsida; Caryophyllales; Amaranthaceae
Exons: 2
Coding region: 517-828 (103 amino acids)
Source: RefSeq, a predicted model, not a curated record